Messenger RNA from Chanos chanos (milkfish), 1107 nucleotides. It is a transcript of the gene gpr119, whose product is annotated as G protein-coupled receptor 119. Gene Ontology annotation, biological process: G protein-coupled receptor signaling pathway. The record is from RefSeq and is a predicted model, not a curated record. The transcript has a single exon. NCBI's taxonomy places the organism in Eukaryota, Metazoa, Chordata, Actinopteri, Gonorynchiformes, Chanidae. Bases 1 to 1107 code for a protein of 368 amino acids. Gene Ontology annotation, cellular component: membrane. Gene Ontology annotation, molecular function: G protein-coupled receptor activity.
AUGUCCUGGGGCAACAAAUCCACGGCAGUGACCCCAGCCGGUGCACCUGUCCAUUCGACCACAGACCAGGUGGCUCAGAAGGUAGUGGGCGUGGACUGGAUCCUGAGCACAGGCUCCGCCAUGAUCAUCUUCACUAACCUGUUGGUGGCCACCGCUUUGGUCCUGCUCCUCCGCCGCAAGGGCGGGCAAAGCUGGUGCCUGGUGCUGAACCUGGCGGUGGCGGACGUUCUGGUGGGAGUGGCCAUCACGGGCGUCGCCACAGACGUGGUGCAAGGGACGACGGCGUCCACGCAGAAGAGCAAGUGCCUCUUGCGGAUGUCCUUCAUCAUAGCGCCCACGGCUUCCUCCAUCCUCACCAUGUUCCUCAUUUCCCUCGACCGCUACGUGGCCAUCAAGUGUCCGCUGCGCUACGCUCGGCUGGUGGGGCGGAGAGCCAUAGCCGGAGCCCUCGUGACCCUCUGGCUGCUGUCCGUUGCCGUGGGUUUCCUGCCGUGCGUGAUCGAGCAGAUGCAGCGAGGCGAGUACCGCAGGCACUGCACCUUUUUCACCGUCAUCGAGCCCAAGAGCAUCAUCGUGCUCUUUGCCGCUUUUUUCUUCCCGCUCCUGUGCGUUUUUAUCUUCUUCUACCUGGAUAUCCUGAAGAUCGCCUGCCAGCACCAGCGACAGAUCCGAAGGACCCAGCUGACGGACGUGUGCCACCCGGUCUCUACCCGAUAUUGGCACCACGUCAAGGCCCUCCGUACCGUGGCGCUAUUGGUGGGCUGCUUCACGCUCUCCUGGUGCCCCUUUUUCGUGGUCUGCAUUGUGCAGGUGUUUUGUCCAACCUGCCAGCUCUACCUGCUUCUGGAGAACCACUUAUGGUUUCUGGGCCUGUCCAACUCUUUAAUAAACCCUCUAGUGUACGCCUUUUGGCAGAAGGAAGUUCGGCAGCAAAUCAGGGCCCUGUUCACCUGCAAGAUCUGGCUACGUCGCCCGGGCGACGGGUAUGAGACGAGAGACGGCCACAUAACCCGGAACGUUCCCGCGCAGGCCGAAAACUCUCCUCCUCAAAAAACGAUCCCUCCCAAAGAAUCUGUCACUUUACCUUUGGUCGCCCUAACACCUUGA